This is a messenger RNA of Cuscuta campestris, 5945 nucleotides long. The record is from the annotation of a GenBank genome assembly. Lineage: Eukaryota; Viridiplantae; Streptophyta; Magnoliopsida; Solanales; Convolvulaceae.
GCUAGCCAACCCCCACUCCGUCCAACCCAACCCUAAACAUCCAAAUAUAUUUCAUUUCCUUUUGAUAUCCAAAAUAAAGUCUCUUCUAUCUAUUUUAAUCUCUGGUCACAAUAGGAAACCAAAACAGCCCCAUUCAUCUUCCAACAUCCACCCAACAUGGUCCCUACUAUGUUCCCUAGUACAACCCACUAAACAACCAUAAAAUUCCAGGAGAAACAUGGUACUUUCUUAACCCUUUAACCACCAAAUAAAUCCUCAUAUAUGCAGCCAAAGUACCACACAUUAUCCUUUCCCUUUGUCCCCCCUAGUUGGCUGAACACAUCCCCCCCCAAAUCAGCCCAAAAGAAUGAUAUCCAUUCCCCUUGGCUUUGAGAGAGGAUGUUGCUAGGAAGUUUCCUUAUGUCUACAUUCAAUGUAUUGUGUAUUUCUUCUCCCUUCCCCCUGCCUAUAUAAUCAGGCCCUAUUGCCAUUGUAAACACAACUUUGAAUAUUAAAACUCCCUUUUACUCUUUGAGUAUUUAUAAAAUAGUGUGAUGCUAUUUUAGCCAAAUUCCUAAUUCUAUAUCUUAAGAGUGGUUAUCUUAAGUGUGAGUUUUAGGUUCUAGAUAUUUGAUUAAGUGUGUCAUAUCUUAAUUAAAUACUAGAAUUCAACCCCAAGUUAAUCUAGAGGUGAGCUUAUCCUUUAGUAUUAAUUUGGCUCCAAAUUAAGAUAAGAGUGUGUUUAUCUCUUAUUCCUUAUUUGGAAUUUAUCCCAUCCUUUCUAAACCCAUCCUUCAUCCCUGAUUUUCCACUCUUCUUCAUAAUAUCAAAACCCAAAAAGAACUCCUUCACAUUCCCAUAUUUUCAUCCAGCCCAUUUCCCCUUCAUUAUUCCACAAUUCCAUCUCCAAAAAUAACAACUUGAUAAGACCUCCGGUUCACCCCUAACAGAUGAUGUCAUUCAUUCGCUCAUUUUUUGACAGACUUUCUCUUUGUAAAUAGCUAUAAAUAUAGCUAAUUUGUACCAAGACUGGUCAUAAUGUCUUUAGUGGAUUUGGCGCAAGGGAAACAAAGACAUGUUCCGUACAGAGAUUCCAGGUUAACUUUUCUCCUUCAGGAUUCUCUUGGCGGGAAUUCAAAAACUACAAUUAUUGCCAAUAUUAGUCCAUCUAGCUGCUCUGCCAAUGAGACCCUAAGCACUUUAAAGUUUGCACAACGUGCAAAACUUAUUCAGAACAAUGCAAAAGUGAAUGAGGAUGCUUCAGGUGAUAUAUUAAUUUUGCAGCAUCAAAUCCAACAACUAAAGGGUCAGUUAUUUUUUUUAAUGAAGCAUCACAACUCUUCACAACAAUUUUCAAAUUCCACACCAUCGUUGGAUCAGUCUAGCUCAGGCAUUCUUCCUGAAAGGUUUGACCUGUCUAAUGUGUCGAAGAUAUACAAUGAUGAUGAUGAAAGAACAUGUGGAAGACACCACAAGAUAGAAAAGUUCGAAGCUACUUUGCUUGGUGCCCUGAGACGGGAGAAACUGGCUGAUAUGGAGAUCAGGCGAUUGGAAGAAGAAAUUAAGCAUAUGAACCGUCUAGUUCAUCAACUAGAGGAAGAUGCUCAGCGCAAUAAAAUAAUGUUCAAGUUUCGUGAUGAAAAAAAUAAGCGAUUAGAAUUGCUUGAAGAGAAGUUAAUCUCGGUGGAUAAGUAUCUCAUCAAUGAAAAUGCUGCUUUAAGAGAAGAGAUUCAGGUUCUAGCAUCAAGAUUAGAAACAAAUCCAGAAAUAACUCGACUAGAAUUGGAGAAUAAUAGACUCCUCAGGCAGCUUCGAGCGUUCCAAGACUUCUAUGAUCAUGGACUGAGAGAAAAAAUGGUUGCUGAAAUAUCAGAAUUACGCCAACAGUGUAUGGAAUUAAUCGAUUGCGAAGGGAACUACUGGGGACAUCUACAUGCAUUUAGAGAAAAGUACCAGAUUGGAAGCAUGUCACACAGAAGUGAAUUGGUAAAAACCACACCUAGCUCCCUGGCAGUGCAUGAAGGAUAUUUUCUGGAGAAAAGUGAUCACCAAAUGAAAAACACAUCGAUUUUGGAAUAUAAUGAUAUGAAGAAGCAGUUAACGGAAGCAAGACUUUUGGUGGAAGAGUUGGAACUGGAGCAAGUCCAUCUUGUUGAAGAAAUGAAGAUAUUGCGGGAAGAAAACUUCAGGCUUCUGGAGAUGCUAGAUAGAAAUGACUCAAAUGAGAUCCUUGGGAAAAGAACAGGCUCAAAUGAAAUUUGUGAACCACAGGUCAGUGCAGAUGAUACAGAUCUGAUUUUUGUGUCGAAGGGUCAUGCUGAUACCUGUUCAGUUGGGUUGCAAGGUAAGUUGGGAAAAGUGUCCAAGGAUCUCGAGGAGGUCCUCUUUGUUAAUCACAACUGUAUGGAGGAAGAAGCACUAACAAUGUCCAUGAGACAACAAACUGAUUUAGUGUGCAUGGGGGUGGAAGUGGAAACAAGCAAGACUAUUCUACUCCUGCAGGAAGAGAUUUUUCAAAUCAAGACUGAGUUUCAGGAGAAAGUGUGCUCCAUGGCUGAGGAAAUCAUAAGCCUCAAAGAAACCCUGGGAGCUAAAGAGGAAGAAAUGAAGAUGAUGUGUGCAGAGUGGGAAAGAGCAACUCUGGAUUUAACGAACUUCCUUACAGAUGGUUCUAGAUCCCUUCAAGACGCCACUUCUCAUAUAGAAAGUAUAGCUGGUUCAUUUCCUAAUGCUGACAUUUGUAUUGGAGAGCAUGUAGAGAGGGCAGCCAAAACAUAUAUUGAGAAAGAAGAAACUAUUCUUUUACUAAAGAAGAGCUUGGAAGAAGCACAGCAGACUGUGUUUCAAUUGGAUGAGAAGUUGUUAUCCUUGAGGAGUGCAACAAUUGCAUUGGCUGAAGCUCAACUGCCAGCAAAUGCAUUUACAGAAGAUGGAAUUCAGAUAGCUACAGGAGUAAGUAAUUCAUUUCUGGCGAACAAUCUUAUCCAUAGGAAAAUGCAGAUCAAUGAAGCUGAAAAAAUGAAUUGCUCAUCUGAUAUUUUAAACCUUGCCAAUAUAAUUGAUAAGAACGGUCAGCCAUUAACAAGUAGAUGGAAUUUUUGCAAGGGAGAAUUUAAUAGAGAGACUGAGUUGGCAAAAAGGGAAGUGUUGGAACUCGAAAAUGCUAUAAAAAUAUCCUUUUGUGAUGCAGAAAAACAACUUAUAGCAAUCAAGUCUGAUGGAUAUAGCAGCCUAUUGUUUUUCAAAGAUUCAAUUCAAGACAUCAUUAAUGAUAUCAAAGAGAUGCAGACGCAUUUUACUUGGGCAAAGGAAAAACCUGGCAAGAGUCAAAUGGCUCAAAUGGAAACUGAUGAAAUUCAAUCAACUAAUUCCUCUGAGAUUUCCAGAUGUGGUAGUAUGUAUCAAAUGCUCCACAAGGAAGCUCACAGAACCAUCAAGGAAGCAGAUCAUACAUUGCAGGCGUUAACCAAAUCCAAUGAAAGUGGAAAACUAAUGACAUGUAUCUGGGAACAAGCAGUCAAGGAUUUGCAGGUAGAGAAAGCCAGAUUGGCUGAAGAGAUCAAUCAAAUGAACUCUGAUAUUUGCGGGAGGGGUGAGUAUGAAAUACUGCAGAACCAGAUGCAUCUUAACUUCACUGAAAUUACAAGCUCAAUAUCUUCCAUUGAAGAUACUUUCCAUGAAACACAAAUAUAUGUCGAUGCAUUGUGCAAAUCUGUGCUUUCUGAUGCUUAUGAAAUGGUAAAGGUGACUACGAGCUGCAUUUGCGAUUCAAAACUGCUAUUAGAUGAUAUAGUCACUACAGUAAUGGGGAGUGGAGUAGCCUCUUUAGUCCUCCGUCAGUGCCACAAAGGUGAUUUGAUUCACAAACUGAAAAUCCUCAACAGAAAUCUAGUUGCAAUGCAGGGUGAAUGCUAUCAGAAAUGUGAUAAUGGCAGGUUGGAUAUAGAUGGUCAAGAGGUGGAUAAUGCUCAACCUUUGAAAAAGAAAGACUUUGUUCAUGCUAACCCAGUGUAUGACAAUGCCGAUCUCUGGAGGGAAUUGGAACGUAAAGAGGCUCUUCUAAAAGGAUUACUUUUUGACUUUAGCUUACUACAAGAAUCGGCUUCCAGCAAAAGGGAUGUCAAGGAUGAAGUGGAUAAGUUAAUUGCAGCGUUGAGUGAAGUUGACAGUGAAUUAAGAAUUCAAAAGAAUCUGCUUGAUGAAAUGAUUGUUCAAAAUAGAUUGCUUGAAAACCAAUUGAAAGAUGCUCAAGGUGCUCUUUUUGUCUCUCGUUCUGAACUAGCAGAAUCAGGAAGAAAAUUGGAGACAGUGACGAAGGAAAAUGCAGGAUUGAGAGGGCUUGUGGAUGAUCUUUAUCUAAAGAAGUCCGAAAUAGAGGAAGAACUGAGAGAGCAUAAGCAGGCCUUGGAAAAGUUAGAAAAAGAGAUUAUUUUUCUGACAUCUUCAGCUGAUAAUCAAGUUACAAGAGAGAAAAUCCAGCUUCUGGAACACAUUCGCUCUUUGCAAGACAAGCUUGAUAUUGCUUAUGCAUUAGCUAAUGAGAAUGAAGCGAUAGCUGUCGAAUCCCGCCAGGAGUCAGAAGCAAGUAAAAUCUAUGCUGAGCAAAAGGAGGAAGAGGUGAAGAUUUUGGAGCACUCUGUUGAAGAGCUAGAGGGCACCAUAAAUAUACUAGAGAAAAAGGUACAUGAAAUGGAAGAAGAGGUAGAAAGUCAUCACAUGAUAAGAGAUUCAUUAGAACUAGAACUUCAAGCACUAAAAGAGAGGCUGUUGACAGUUGAAAAUUUUAAUGAAAGUCUGGACUUCAAUAGAUCAGGCUUGCAACAUACAGAAGAGCGAUUUCAAAGGUCCCUAUCACAUCACAAGGCUUAUGAACAAAUAAGAGUUCUUGAGGUAGAAAAGGCAGAACUAGUCAAGGAGGUAAAACAAUGCAAAGAGUACAUUUCUGAAAUUCUAUUGCAUGCUGAAGCACAGUCAUUACAGUAUCAGAACAAGUACAAAGACUUGGAAUCAAUGAUUCGUGGAUUCGAGAGUAACUCAAACUUAGAGAACCAAGAAUAUACAUCAGAUAUCAGGGAGAAAGUUUCAACAAGAGCAAGGGGCUCAAGUUCACCUUUCAGAUGCAUCUCUAGUUUAGUUCAGCAUAUGAAUUUGGAAAAAGAUCAGGAACUGGCAGUUUCCAAACUGCGAAUAGAAGAACUAGAAGCGAUGGUGGCUCAAAGGGAGCAAGAGGUAUGUAUAGUGAAGAAUAGGCUUGCUGCAGCAGAAAACAUGACACAUGAUGUCAUCCGGGAUUUACUAGGUGUCAAACUAGACAUGACUAGUUAUGCAGAUCUUAUAGACAAACAUCAACUUCAAGGGUUCAUUGUUAAUGCUCACCAAAAAUCACAAGAGUACAGUGCAAUGGAAAAAGAAGUUCUAAAUCUGAGGAGAAAUAUGAAUGAUUUGAUUGUGGAAAGAGAAGCAUUCAUUGAGCAAGUAAGAAGGAGAGAAGCCAUUGAAUUAGCAGCACAGAUGAGCAUAGAGCAAUUGAAGGAGCGGGAUCAGAUGCUGACUGCCCAAAAUGAAUUGCUCAAAGUUGAAAAGAUCAAAUUACAGAGUAAGGUGGUGGAACUAGAAGAGAAGGUGAAAGGUUUAUAUGGACCGCCCGGGGAUAUGCGCCUGGCUUUCCAACGGCAAACCGCCACAGCGUUUGUUGAUCACGGCAAGAGGCUGCCUAGUUCCAAGCCAUUGGUUUUGGGAAAGACGAGUGGCAAAUCUCCUAACCACCCCAUCAGUCCCAGAGACACGAAGUGAAUCUGAUUUGAUUAGAUUGCCAGAUGCUUUUUCAUCCCCAAAGCACAGAAUGGUGUCCACAACAAACCGUUAUUGGAUUUUUCUGCAGAGUAUUACUAAACCAGAUCACCAUUCCACAGGUCUGUUGUUAUGUUCUUCCACUGCAAUAUACUCAGUAAAUGUAUGGGUUUGUU